GCCGAGCACCUGCCGCUCCUGGCUCGCGCCGGGGUGCGCCAUCUCCAAGGCCUGGUGGGCUGCCAUGACAGCCUGGUGGCGGCGGGCCUGCCACCGGAAGCUCUCAAGGCCAUCCUGGCCGCUCCCCCCCCGCCGGGGGCGGUGUCGACUCUGGCCUUGGUCGCGGCCGGCCGGGGCCAGGCGGGCGGAGGCGCGGGCUUCCCUGGCCGCCGCGGUCGAGGCGGUUCCCAACCUGAAGAGGGCUAUCGCCGAGCUUCGGGGCGACAUGCUGGCCAAGACGACUCGGGGGCCAUACGAGUCACGCCUCAAGACCUGGAACAGGUCAUCGGGGCGGGCUUCAAGAAGGGCGCCUACCGCAGCGCCAAGGAGUACUUCCUCGCCCCCUUCAGGCACCAGGAGAACGAGCUUCGCAUCGCCGUCGACCCGCUCCUGCGCCGCUUGGCUAAUCGGAUCAUCCGGUCCGUGGUGCGGGGCCUCCCGGGCUCGCGCCUGAAGGAGGCCUUCCCCGUGCUCGCCCUGGUGCCGCUGCCGCUUGUCGCCUUCGCCGACGCCGAGCCCUUCGACAUCUCCCGCCCGGCCCACUCGGUGGACGUCUACAUCAUCGCCGUAUGGUUCAUGUUGCGCGAGAUCGAGGUCGCGGCCGCCCGGGUGGGCGACUUGGUCAUCAUGCGGGCGGAGGUCGUCCUGGACCU
This is a messenger RNA of Symbiodinium sp. CCMP2456, 692 nucleotides long. The record is from the annotation of a GenBank genome assembly. NCBI's taxonomy places the organism in Eukaryota, Dinophyceae, Suessiales, Symbiodiniaceae.